Ascoidea rubescens DSM 1968 is the source of this 481-nucleotide messenger RNA. RefSeq lists its product as uncharacterized. The coding region runs from base 125 to 427 and encodes 100 amino acids. NCBI's taxonomy places the organism in Eukaryota, Fungi, Ascomycota, Saccharomycetes, Ascoideales, Ascoideaceae. The transcript has a single exon. The record is from RefSeq and is a predicted model, not a curated record.
AAAUGGUUAAUAAAAUGGUUCUGGUUGGUGAAAGAAACAACCCAUUUCUUGCAGCAAGAACCCAAAAGAACGCCCCAAAAGAAAUCUAGCCGAGGCUAAAAAAGCUCUUUUUGCGGGAUCUGGAAUGCUCGGAUGGAAUGCUGGGCGGUUUUGUGGAGACUUUGAAACCGGAGCUGCGUUAUUGUUGCUGCCAUUUCCACGCACCUCCAGCACCAUUUUCUGGAGGUCGCCAGCUAAAUUUGGCCGGCACUGGCCUUUUUUGUCUGACUCAAACAGCUCAACCCGAACUUGUGAAGCUGGCUCGAGCCGAGACACGCACUCUGAUUGGACAGAGAUUUUCCGAUGCCGAACUUUAUUGUUGAACAAUGCACAAAAGGAGCCUCUUUUGCUUUUCCGUGCUUCGGUUGCAGUCCGACGUCACGUGUAGACAAAAGCAAUCUGAGAAUAACAGAUAUCGUAUUUUUGGUUCAAGAACCAAUAG